Molecule: messenger RNA, 1666 nt
Organism: Culex quinquefasciatus (southern house mosquito)
Lineage: Eukaryota; Metazoa; Arthropoda; Insecta; Diptera; Culicidae
Product: myrosinase 1
Exons: 2
Coding region: 204-1505 (433 amino acids)
Biological process (GO): carbohydrate metabolic process
Molecular function (GO): beta-glucosidase activity
Source: RefSeq, a predicted model, not a curated record
UCGAUGGCAGUUUGAAACUUAAGCAAUAUCUAUCAAAUUAACAUCCGUAAUUGAAACGUCACCAUGAUUUCGAAUAGUUCAGCACUUGAAAGAACACUGUUUAUCUUCAAUGUUUGGAAACGAUACCACUUCAAGUACAGCUCCACAACUGUAACAAGCUACUCGUCUUAGUUUCACUCCAGCUUUCUCCAAACCUCACGAAUAUGUUCAUCCUAAUUUUCCUCCAACUUCUCGGGUCAACCUCCACUACCCAACGCUCAUUCCCACCGGAGUUCCGCUUCGGCGUCGGAACUGCGGCGUACCAAAUCGAGGGGGGCUGGAACGCGGACGGCAAGGGUGAGUCCACGUGGGACCGACUGACCCACCAGCGUGCGGAACUUAUCGCAGACGGUUCCAGCGGGGACGUGGCAUGCGACAGCUACCAUCAGUGGCGUAGCGAUGUCCAGAUGGUCAAGGAGCUGGGCGUGGACGUGUAUCGGUUCUCGCUGUCCUGGUCGCGGAUUUUGCCGAACGGCACGGCUGACUUCGUCAACCAGCCGGGCAUCGAGUACUACAGCAGCCUUGUCGAUGAACUCCUUGCCAACGGGAUCACCCCGAUGGUUACGCUGUACCACUUUGAGCUUCCUCAAGUGCUGCAGGAUGUGGGCGGUUGGCAGAACCCGGUCAUCGUAGAGCGCUUCAGGGACUUCGCUGACGUCGUGUUUGAAAGAUUAGGCGAUCGCGUGAAGCACUGGAUCACGUUCAACGAACCGGCUUACUUCUGUGAGAGUGAAGUGAUCAUGUUCGAGGAGUUCGAACCUGGAGUGUCCAACUACAUUUGUGGUCACCACCUUCUUCAAGCUCACGCUGAAGUGGUCCGAUUGUAUCGCGACUCCUACAAACCGGUUCAGCAAGGAUCCAUUGGGAUUUCGCUUGCCAGUAUGCGGUAUCAACCGAGGUCGGACUCGCUAGACGAUCUGGACGCUUCCCAGUGGGCAAUGCAAUUCAACCUUGAUUGGUUUGGCCACUCCAUCUUCUCCACCAACGGAGACUACCCUCAAAUCAUGAAAGACCGCGUUGGCUCUCGCCUUCUGAAGUUCUCCGACGAAGAAAUCGCCUCAAUCCGCGGCUCCGCGGACUUUUUCGGGCUUAACUUUUACUCAGCAAAGCUGGUCAGUAAAAACCCCGACCAAAAUCCGGCCAACCCACCAUCGUUCGACCACGACACCGGCGUUCUAACGUCGGUUGAUCCCAGCUGGGUAGCGACCGAGUCCUGGAUUCUGGUGGUACCUUCCGGAAUGCGAAGCAUUCUGAACUGGAUCCGGCUUGAGUACGGGAAUCCACCGCUGUGGAUCACGGAGAACGGGGUUGGGACGAAACUAGGAACCGUUGACGAUCAGCGGGUUGACUUUCACAACGCCUAUUUGAACUCGCUGCUGGAUGCCCUCGGGGAUGGUUGUAAUGUGACGGGGUAUCUCGCUUGGACGCUGAUGGAUAAUUUUGAGUGGACUGCCGGAUACACGUGAGAUUCUCAAUUGUUUAACUAUCCAUUUCUAAUCACUAAAAAUUGUAAUUUCAGACAAAAAUUUGGCUUGUACCACGUAGAUUUCGGCAGUGAAAACCGAACGCGGUACGCGAAAAUGUCCGCCAAGGUUUACCGGAAUAUUGUGCGAACCCGAAGGAUCGA